Molecule: messenger RNA, 1927 nt
Organism: Callorhinchus milii (elephant shark)
Lineage: Eukaryota; Metazoa; Chordata; Chondrichthyes; Chimaeriformes; Callorhinchidae
Gene: vopp1b
Product: VOPP1 WW domain binding protein
Exons: 5
Coding region: 266-799 (177 amino acids)
Cellular component (GO): cytoplasmic vesicle membrane
Source: RefSeq, a predicted model, not a curated record
CUCCCUCUCCUCCUCCCUCUCCCUCUCCUCUCCAUUCCCAGGAUCUCUCUGUCGAAAUGAAAGCCAAAUAACCCAACUCGGUUUGUUUUGGACAGCAGCCUCUUGGGGUUGUGUUGUGUGUGUGUUGUGGUGUGUGUGUGUUGUGUGUUGCUGUGUGUGUGGUUUUUUUUGGUCUGGCUUGUGACUGAGAUCCUGCCACAGAGAGAAGACAGAGACAGAGGGAGUACAGAAGGAGAGAGAGAGAAGGAGAGAGAAGAGAGCAGAGAUGAUCCGCAGCCUGAGAGCGGUGUUAAUCCUUGUGGCUUCGCUCCUUAUAGAGAGUACAGCGGCCAAAAAGUACUGCUGGUACGUGGAUGCAGGAUAUCCAACCUAUUUUAUAUGCCGAGCGUAUGAGGAUUGCUGUGGUACAAGAUGCUGCAUGCGGGCAUUUUCCAUUCAGCGACUAUGGUAUUUCUGGUUCCUUCUGAUGAUGGGAGUCCUGUUCUGUUGUGGCGCUGGCUUUUUUAUCCGUCGCCGGAUGCACCCCCCGCGAAUGAUUGACGACCCUCCGUUCAGUGUAGGAUUCACCAGGCAUCCAGUGAACACAACAGGAUGUCAGACCACUGGAGGCCCCCAGGUCGGAAUGCAAUAUUACCCCGAACCUGGGCCACCUCUUCAUCCCAUUGGGACAACGUUCCAAAUUCAGCCCAAUGCUCCUCUCCUCAACCCGGCCUAUCCCCCCCCACCGGCCUACUGCAACCAGCCCCCACCACCCUACGAACAAGUCGUAAAAACCUUGAAUAAGGACGCAGAGAAGUAAGAGUGGGCUCCAGUGGAUGCCUCCAUCAUUGACUGGCCAUUUACCUUCUGCAGAAAUGGCAUGGGAGAGUUGCAAAUCUCUGAAGAUGUACACUUUGGUCCCAGUGCACUUGGAGUCUUGCAUUAAGGCUUCUGAUGCUUUGAUAGGUUAAUGUGCUGUAGAACCGACCUCAAGUUCUUCAAAUCAACAUACUCUCUAAAAGCAGCAAUGAUUUUAACAUGGGAAACUAUGUAACCUUUAGUUUUUAAAAAGAAAGUAAAAACUGGACUUUAUUAAAAGCUGUUUCCCCUUAAAACAUAAUGUACGUCUUAUAAGUAAUUUUGACCCUUCAUAUAGAUUUUUUUAUUUGUGGCAAUGUUUAUGGCAGAUUUAACAAACGUGCUUUCUGAAUGAAGCUACCCUUGUUUAUUAGUGGUGGUCUACCUGUUACUAAAUGUACAAUUGCCAAAUAAGGUACAAGUAAAAUGUAGCCUUCCUGUAAUCCUGUUCCAUUUACCAGCCACACUUUUGAUAUUAGAAAGGUCUUUCGAACGAAGAAGUUGGGAAGAUUCAGAAGGAAGCACUGUGCUGUAAAGAAGAAAGUCAGAGAUGUCCAAGAAUGUAGUGAAUUUAGUGAGAAUGGAUUAAGAUUCAUGGGUUUCACAGCCCCGCUCACACGGAAAUACAGCACAGAGGCUCGCAGAAAAGGUUAGAUUUAUUUUUGUAUGAAAUUCAUGUUGGUUGUGGUUACCCUGAGGAGCUCUAGUAGUAUGUAUGAUGUUAAAUGGGAUUUUGGUUUACAGAAAUGAAUAGAGAAGUUGGGUGCUUUGCUAAUUUUUAGGGCCAGUUUUGAUCUAGAAGUUUGUGCCAGUAGAUGAAUUUGUUUUGAUGCUUUUUCAUAAGAACAUAAGAAUUAGCUUGGCAAAAGAAGACCAAAGUCCAUCCAGUUCGCCUUCCACCAUCUUGGCAGUCGCUUACACAGGUCAUAUCCCAAACUAUUUGUUGUAUGUCAUUGUGUUAUUUCAGCGCCCAAUGUGUUUUCAGUUAUUGAUCAUGUUACUCUUCAAUGACAGGAGGUGAUGUGGAAUUAGUAACCUUGAGAUUAAUAAUAAUUAAUAACAAAAAAACUUUGAAAUAUUAUUUCACCCA